AUGAGUAUUCUGUGGCUUACUUGUAUCGUUGUAGUUGCAACAAAUGUUGCUUCUGGUCGUGCUGCUAUAGUGGGAUAUGAGACUGAGAUUGUGCGUGCAGGUGAUUUUAGCAAAGGUUCGUACCAUUGGGCAAAAUACAUCGAAGGAACCGGACCGAAUACCCGUCGCAUAUCUUCCUUUCGUGAUGGAAUUGUACACCAUGAGGAACUCGGCUUCAUGUCACCAUUUUUUAGCAGUGAUAACAUAAGUUGGCAUGUUUCACCAUUUGGAUUCCUAACGUCUCUAUCGUUUCCCCCAUGUUCAUCAUCUUGUGUGAGAACCACACUUCGCUCACUGCGUAAACAAAGUGAGCAACCCAAGAGCAGUGACCGUUUCUUGCCAAUGAUCGGAGUGUACGUUGCAGAUUUUAGUCCUUUCACUAAAGUGUUUACUUUUAAAACGCGGUACCCAAACGAUGAACGCGCAGAGAGUGGGGGAUGCCACAUAGUGGAAUAUAGAAGUAUGCUGAUGCAUGGUUGCAGCUCCAGCGAAAAGAGUAGACUGAAAGCACAGGUGGAGGUUUGCUCUGACGGAUUGAUAGUGAUGCGUUACAGAGAGGUGCCGAAGUGUGGUCCUGUUUCUGUGGGCAUUGCAUUGUCUGCAAGAGAGCAAAACUUUACAUUUAUCGACUCAGACCUUGAGGAUAUUGUUGCCAUACGUUACAGCCCCGUCCACGACAACUGCAGUAAGUUCAGUACUAACCGAAGUUGCAAUGAUAUGCACGGAAGGUGUAAGUGGCAUGAGACUACGGACGAAUGCGUGGAUGAAUCAGUCGCAAAAAGUAGAUCUCCCCGCCGGACGCGCAGUGAAUCAAUACCAGCAUCUAAUGAAUACUACGAUCUAAAAGUCUCGCGCAGUUCCCGCAAUGUAGACUACGACGACCUCCAGAAGCACUUCAAAUUGCUUACAGUGGGAAAAGUUGUUGGACUUGACCUAGGGUUUAGUUUCCCAUUCUUUGCUAGGGAUCAGCCGAAUCUCCGCACGAAUAGGGUGUACAUACACUCAUCUGGUGUAAUUUCACUUUUUUCUGAGAAGCAAAACUGCAAGCCAGUCCGAAACAUGUGCCCUAAUGGAGAUUACAGCUUUGCCAUUAUGCCGUUUGUCACACCGCAGACUUGGGCGAGUAGAACGUCGGUUGAAUACAGUCCACUUGGAAAACGGGUAAAGGGGGAUCCAUUCUGUAAUGAUUCCCACUGUCUGGAGGGAAUUGCCAUUCGUGUAUCAAGCCGGACGUACGACUUGUCCCUUCACAAAUAUCAACAUAUUGUAUACCUUGACCAAAGUGGCGCCAUCGAGUUUCGAUACAGUGAAGGUAUUGAAACCUUUUUAGUGUUGACUGGUAAGGAGUUUUCUGCUGUUCCGCCACCAUACAUUGGAAUAUCUCGGUCCGGUAUAAAUGAUAAAAACACCAUUAUUGUUCCUCCAUCCCUUAUAGGUGAGGACAAGCAGGUUCGUUUUGACACCUCACAGAGCUGCAGCCACUGUGGAGCCAAUGGACGAUGCGUCUCUCCAACAGGGAAAUGUGAAUGUUUUGAAGGGCAUAUUGGGAAGUUCUGUGAGGAGUGCUCUCCAGGCCAUUACGGUCCGAGUUGUAUUAAAUGCCGGAAGUGCGAGAACGGAGGGACUUGUGACGACGGUAGAAAAGGAUCUGGGGGGUGCAAAUGCAUGGGAAUGUUCAGUGGAGAGAAUUGCACCACGAAGUGCGCCAAUUCGUUUGACUGCAGUAAUUGCAACCUCCAUGGGGGGUACUGCGAAUGCGGCACUUGCCAUUGCUAUGGAACGAAUGGCUGGAGUGGAGAAAACUGCAGCGUUUUUCAAGACCCCUGCCAGCGACUGUCGUUUGGGGGUUGUAAGGUGUGCCUAAACGACACGGCCAACGAAUGUGCCUUCUGCAGCGAUUGGAUGUGUUAUUCGAAGCGCUUGAAAGGGACAAUGAAUGAAUACCAUUGCCCCGGUAAUAUAUUCGAUGAGGACCCGUCACUUUGCUUACCCCUGCCGCAGCCGGAUGCGCCAAUGAAGGAAAACGGCAUUGCUAUACCUCUUGGUCUUUCAUUGUGCGCUCUUUUUUUGGCCUGCGUUACGUUGAUUCUACUCCGAUUUGUCCUUUUGACGAGGGGAAUCGUUAACUUUCUUGAUGUGGGUGCUGCGGGAGGUGCCCCAAGUCAUGUUCCCGCACGCCGCGAGAGAGAAGUGGUACAAUUUACGUUCAUACCGCGUGCAGCAGCGGAAGGAAAGAAGUAUGUACUUGGGAUUCCGCUGAAGCAGAUACCAUUGCAAAAACUAUACAAUUAUCAGGAGGCUCAGAGAGAACGACAGAACCAAAGUCAAGAUAGUCCCUUUACUUUUACUCACUCAUCUGACCGUGAGUGA
Molecule: messenger RNA, 2409 nt
Organism: Trypanosoma brucei brucei TREU927
Lineage: Eukaryota; Euglenozoa; Kinetoplastea; Trypanosomatida; Trypanosomatidae
Exons: 1
Coding region: 1-2409 (802 amino acids)
Source: RefSeq, a predicted model, not a curated record